AUGGGUCAGGGUGAAAGGCCUGGGCCAGAGGCUGGGGUUGUGGCCGAGGCCGCAGGCCUCCUGGGCACCCAGAGGAGGGCCCAGCUGUCCGAGAGGGCCUCCUGCGGACCCGCAAAGAGGCAGCGGCGACAGCGCACGGUGUUUAACAAAGAACAGUUACACGUCCUCGAGGAACACUUCGUAAACGACCAGUACCCGAGCUACCGGGCCCGCGAGGACCUGGCGGCCCGGCUCAACCUGGAGGAGUACAAAGUGCAGGUGUGGUUCAAGAACCGCCGGGCCAAAAACGCUCGGCUGAAGCGACUGACCCAGGGGCCUGGCCAGGGUCCCCGCAGCGUUCCCACCGACGGCGGAGUCCCCGACGCCCCCGCUCCCGGGACUGCCUCUACCCCUGCGGCCGCGGCUGCAGACUCUGCGACCCCAGAGGGCUCGGGUUGCCGCAGCCCCUCUCCGCCCAGCCCCGCCGGCAUGCUCAGCACACCAGCGUCCGGCGGCGUCCCCAGCCAAGGCCGGGCUGGGUGCACCCCGGCGCAGGGCGCCCAGGAGGACUUCCCUACGGCAGCUCCAGCCUCGACCCCAGGUCCAACUUCAGCCCCGACUCCAGACUGGGUUCAGGACCCCUGCGCCGCCUCGGACUCCUGGCCAGACUCUGUUGUCAUCUUUGAUUUCACAGACCUCUUCCCGCUGCAAGAACCCUCCCACGAACCUCCCUCCGUCUUGGUCUCAGAGUACCAAAAGGGAGAUGACUCUGCGGAUGACUCGAGCCCCCGGCAGUUUCUGAAUUUAUAG
Messenger RNA from Dama dama (fallow deer), 789 nucleotides. Its product is annotated as tetrapeptide repeat homeobox protein 2-like. NCBI's taxonomy places the organism in Eukaryota, Metazoa, Chordata, Mammalia, Artiodactyla, Cervidae. The transcript has 3 exons. The record is from RefSeq and is a predicted model, not a curated record. The coding region runs from base 1 to 789 and encodes 262 amino acids. Gene Ontology annotation, molecular function: RNA polymerase II cis-regulatory region sequence-specific DNA binding; DNA-binding transcription factor activity, RNA polymerase II-specific. Gene Ontology annotation, biological process: regulation of transcription by RNA polymerase II. Gene Ontology annotation, cellular component: nucleus.